UAUUUAUCUACACAGAUAGUGAUGAUCUGUCUACACAGAUAAUGAUGACCUUUAUUUCAUUAUCAUAAUUGUACACAUUACACAUAAGGAAGAAAGCAAGUGUUAUUAAGAGACCUGAUGACCCAAUGUACUAACACACUAUGACAGAAUCAGAGUAUACCUACACAGAUUCUUUCAAGGUUACAGACAAUAUCAAACAAGCAUUUGAUGACAAUGGCUACAUCAUGAUCAGAAAAAUGUUUGAUGAGGAAGAAAUAUGCCAAAUGAAGAAAGUUCUUGAAGAUAGUGACAUGGCACAAAAAUAUGGAUAUGGUUUACCAGACGGACAGGGAAAACAAGCUGGACUUGUUAUAUGGAGUCACCCAGGAGACGACGUAACAGGCAUCGUGUCAAGGAGUGAAAAGGUUGUGGACACAUGUCAAGAGUUACUUGGAGGUGGUGAAAUUUACCACUACCAUGCAAAAUUUGUGAGGAAGGAUGCUUAUACGGGAGGAAGUUUUCUGUGGCAUCAAGAUUACGGGUACUGGUACAAAAACGGAAACCUGUUCCCGGAUCUCUUAACCAUAUUCAUUCCUGUUGAUAUAAGCGACCAAACUAAUGGAUGCCUGCAGAUUUUACCUGGAAGCCACAAAUGCGGUAGAAUUGAUCACUUCCCUGUUGCUGGCCAAAAUCAGUGCGAUAUAGAAAGAGUCAAACAGAUCAUCGAGAGACAUCCAAUUAAACACGUGGAAAUGGAUCCAGGUGAUGCUUUGAUUUUCCACAGUAAUGUUAUACAUACCAGUGCUCCGAACAAUAGUCCGAACAGGCGCUGGGCGCUAUUAUACUCAUAUAACCUGAAGUCUAACGACCCCGUAUUUAAACACCAUCACCCGAAUUAUACACCACUAGAAAAGGUGCCAAACUCAGCAAUCAAAGAAUGUAGAAAUUACAUAGAUUUCACCGGGAAAGAUUUUCUUGACCCAAGUGUUGACAAAACAGUCAAAGCUGACAAAGGACAGUAGUGUUGAACACUUUGGUUAAGAUACUAUGCAACAUUUCUAUUUUUGUUAAAUUACUUAUUGAAUUAUAGUACUUUUAAGGCUCUGAUUCAAGCUGACUUUAAAACAAAUACAAGUAUUGUUUA
Messenger RNA from Mytilus trossulus (common blue mussel), 1123 nucleotides. RefSeq names its product L-proline trans-4-hydroxylase-like. The transcript is spliced from 10 exons. The coding region runs from base 141 to 1001 and encodes 286 amino acids. The record is from RefSeq and is a predicted model, not a curated record. Lineage: Eukaryota; Metazoa; Mollusca; Bivalvia; Mytilida; Mytilidae.